Messenger RNA from Pseudomyrmex gracilis, 4646 nucleotides. RefSeq names its product Fanconi anemia group M protein (gene Fancm). Gene Ontology annotation, molecular function: ATP binding; 3'-5' DNA helicase activity; four-way junction DNA binding. The record is from RefSeq and is a predicted model, not a curated record. NCBI's taxonomy places the organism in Eukaryota, Metazoa, Arthropoda, Insecta, Hymenoptera, Formicidae. Gene Ontology annotation, biological process: double-strand break repair via synthesis-dependent strand annealing; replication fork reversal; interstrand cross-link repair. The transcript has 13 exons. The coding region runs from base 366 to 4427 and encodes 1353 amino acids.
CGAUGAGUGUUGACAAUCGUGAUACGAACUCUUGCACAAACUUGUUUCGCUCUUAAUUCAGAGACUUCAAUUCGAAAAAAAAAAAUUGCGGUUAUGAGUUUUUCAUUUCCAAUGGAAAUGAAGUUUGUACAUAAUUACGCAUUGAGUAAUAGUAGAUUAAUAUAUAAAAGUAAACAAUACAAUAUAUAUAAAUAAUAAUCACGAAUCACGUGUUAUCUUUCUGUAGUUUUAUAAAAUAAAUCUUAAGAGAGCUAUAUGUGAUGAGAAAUACAUGUUUUUUUUUAUUUAAAUUGAUUUAUUAAGUGUUGACAAAGUUAUUGUGCGUGUGCGUGUUGUGUUUACUUACGAGAAAGUGUAAAGUUUAAAUGACAACUUCUAUCACAAUGAAUUUGCCAUCGCAAAAUAUUGGACUUUCGGACCAACCAGAGACCAGAGGUUUCGAUCUGUCAGCUGGAAACACCUGGAUAUAUCCAGAAAAUUAUCCAGUUCGCCAGUAUCAAUUUGACAUAGUUAAAUCUGCAUUAUAUUGCAAUACUUUGGUCUGUUUACCUACUGGUUUGGGAAAGACCUUUAUUGCUGCUGUUGUAAUGUAUAAUUUUUGGCGAUGGUAUCCUAUUGGAAAAAUAAUAUUUUUGGCUCCAACAAAACCUCUAGUUGCUCAGCAAAUCAAUGCAUGUUAUGAAGUUAUGGGGAUUCCAAGUGAAGAUAUGAUGGAGCUCACAGGUGCUGUUAAUCAAAAGAUUCGUGAAAAAGCUUGGAUCAAGAAGAGAAUAAUAUUUGCUACUCCACAAGUAUUUCACAAUGAUCUUGAGAAAGCAAUUGUACCUAGCCACACAGUCAAAUGUGUUGUUCUGGAUGAAGCUCACAAGGCAUUGGGCAAACAUUCAUAUUGUGAGUGUAUUAAAAUACUAUCCACACAAAAUCAAUAUUUUAGAGUAUUAGCUCUUUCUGCUACACCUGGAAAUAAACUGGACAAUGUUCAUGAAGUGAUACAAAAUCUACAUAUUUCCCAUUUAGAACUAAGAGACGAAAAUUCAAGUGAUAUAGUGCCAUAUAUAAAUAAAAGAAAGGUGGACAUUAUUUUAGUACCUCUUAGCAAUGAAUUGCUUAAGUUCAAAGAGAGAUACAUUUUCAUUAUGGAUCCCCAUGUUAAGCUUCUUAUACGAUGUAAUGUAUUGAAGGGUCAAACUGCAAACAUUUCAAAAGGAAGGAUCUUUCAUUUAUUAAGAGAUUACAAAACAAAGACUGACAAAUCUGGAAAUUACGGACAAAUUAUGAAAAGUUUGAAUAUUUUGUUAACUAUGUAUCACGCUUAUGAUCUUCUGAUUAGACAUGGACUGCGUGCCUUUUUUCAUUUUUAUCAAACUCACUCCGAUAAGUUUUGGAUGCGUGAAGAAAUUCAUUUGCGAGAUUUGCUUCACGACAUAGAAUCUUAUCUCGGACCAUUUCCGGAGGUAUAUCCCAGUGGGCAAAUAUCGGAGACACCGACAAAUAUUGUAUUUGGUCAUAAUAAAUUUCACAAAUUGAAAGAAUUGCUUGAGCAUCACUUUAAAAAGAAUGAUAAUGAUCAAAAGGACACAAGAGCCAUAGUUUUCGUCGAAUUUAGAGAUAUAGUCAAUGAGGUCUAUGUUUUGCUCAUGCAAUCGAAACCGUUAAUCAGGCCACAGAUGUUUGUUGGUCAAGCUGGUCAGAAGCAGAAGCAACAGCUAAAAGCGUUGGAGGAUUUUCGAAACAAUCGUGUGAACGUAUUAAUUUCGACGAGUAUAGGUGAAGAAGGAUUGGACGUAGGGGAAGUAGAUCUGAUAAUAUGCUUCGAUGUGUCACAGCAUUCCCCGAUAAGGCUGGUUCAAAGAAUGGGCAGAACAGGUCGCAAACGAGAUGGUCACAUAAUUGUUCUCGUUACCGACGGGAAAGAGCACGAGAAUUUGAAAUCCACAUUUUCUAAGAGGGAUUCCUUGAACAAUAAAAUAUUAAAUACAAGCAACAUAUGCCCUUCUUUUUACAUGGAGAAUCCCAGAAUGAUACCAGACGAAUUUAAUCCGGACUGUCACAAAAGACAUAUUGUAUUGCCGAUGACGCCAACUGUAAAGUCUAAAAGAAAGUGGAAAACUCUUAACAACAAAAACGAAGCGUCUGUCUCAAAACAAAAAGUUUCCAAUAAUAAGAGCGAAGCGUCUACCUCAAAACCGAAAGAAAAUAUGUUUACAAAAAAAGACACGGGUCAACCGUCGAUGAUGAGGUUUCUUACCAAUCAGUCCGGCGAGCAGAAUCGUGACAACGUUGUUACUCAGUCGAGAUCGCAAGGUCUGCACAAUACGAUACGUCCCGGGGAAGUAAAAUUGUUAUCCGACGAUAAUGCCGGGAUCGAGUUUCUGACAUUGUGCGCGAUCAAGAAAUCGAAAGAAGAAAUGUCUUCCGCAGCUGAACGUAAAAUGGACACGACUUACAUUCCCGCACCAAAACCGGUUACGUUAUUGUUCAAUUUCGUAGUACCCGACGUAAGCGCUAUUGAUUUAUCCCUUAUAGAUGGUUUGCUGACACAAUGUACAAUGUACGACGGAGAUAAUCCGUCAACGCAAAGUAAAAACGACGGACGUAAUAAUGUUCAUAACGUGAAUUCGAGUGUCAUCGAUAACGAUAACUUUUGGGGCACCAUUCGAAACGAAAGGAAUAUCGAUAACAGCGAGGUGAGAUUCGAAGACAUACUGGAUGAAAGUUCCGACUCGGACGGAGUUUCGUGCCAAAGUCAACAACAUUUAGACGUAAAUGCGAGCGAGGCUGUUGCAUCUAACGCGGGAGACAAGAACAAGGAAAGCGUUGCUAAUUCGAGAACUGAUGACUCGCCCGUAUUCGAGGACAUGGAAACCAGUAUGUUCGAGGACAUAUUAAACGAGUCCUUCAGUUUGUCCGAGGACGAGGUGGAAAACGAAAUCGCAGUGGGACGAAAUACGGAAUCUCCGAGUUUCUUCAAUGAUCUCACCGAAAACACGAAAAGAAAGGAUGCAACACGUGAAAGUACCGACAUCGCUUCCGAUGACAAGACCAAUAUUGAAUCCAAUCAAGAUGCGUCAAUGUCUACAGAGUUUACGAGACCUAAUCAAACGAACGGAUGUGUAAACAAUUUCGUGGACACAUUGCAAGAUUGUUAUUUCGAUAGCGAUGACGAUAUAAAUCAAUUUAUUCGGCAUGAGUCUAGUAAAAACAAUUCAGCAAGCAAUUCAAAAGCGAACGAGAGUUUAUUCUCCGUAACUCAAGCUAUAGGCGAGAUAGCGCGAAUGAAGAACAACAACGCGAAGACAUUGCCGAGAUCUACGAGUAAGGAGAAACCGCUCGUUGAGAAGAACGACGUCGAAUGGAUCACGGUCGAUAUCAAAACUCAAGCUUCGGAGAAGGAAAGUUCGAGAAUAGGAAAACUCGAGCUGUCGAAUGUUAAUCGCAAUUCUAUUGCGAAAUCGCGCAGGAACGAUUUCAAUUUUCCCGACGAUUCCGACGAAGAUUUCAUUGUUACGGUAAAUAACGCGAAGAAAAUCGACGAGAUCGAAAGCAGUUACUUUUGCAACAGAAAUUCGAAGAACGAAGACAGCAGUUCUUUGUUCGAUGCGUCGAAAACCUUCGAAUCGACAAAAUUUAACUCUCCCGAUACCACAUGGAAAAACGUGAAACCGUGCGGUAUGUCAACGCCGACUAGCAGCAGACGUUCGGUGUUGUCGUUGAACAGAAACAAGAUUCAACAUCCGGCUAAAACGAUAGAUCUAAAUUCGUUCCGAGCGCCUGACAAGUGUGCGAACAACGCGAUAGAUCGAAUUAUCCCAGAGCCUGGUUCGUCCAAGCAAACGUCGCCUGUGAGCAGAAAGAUGGACGAGAAAAAAAUCAAGCGAAGACAGAAAUGUAGAAAUGACGUUAAAAAUCAGUUCAUAGACGACGAAGCGAUAGUGGACGUCAGUUACGACUUGAGUUCGGACGAGACCGUCAAUCUUGACGACACGGACGACCGGGAUCUGGCGGAUUUUGUGAGCUACACGCAAUUUUCUCAGGAAGACGUCGAUAUGCACGCGCAUUAUCUGCGCACCGUCAGGAGCCCGGUCAAGAGACCGGGCGCCUUUUGCUUCAAGGAACCUCGAUCGCCCGAUUCGCCUGUGGAGAUCUACUCGCAACCUCUGUCGCUGUCGGAAGCGCACGAGACAUAUCUUUACGAUUCGUUCUGCGUUAAGGAGGACGAGCCAGGCGGCACGUCUGUUCACGACGACUCGUUGUUGGAACGAGCCGAGAGAGAAUUGGAGCGACAGAAACGAAAACGCGUCUGUUCGAACAAGAACGCGAGACCGGCCAAAGUCAAGAAAGCAACGAACAUCGUAAUUGAAUCCGUGAGCAGCGAGGACGAGAUCGAAGUGAUACGCGCCCAAGUGCGAGAGAAGGAUCAAGACUGAGAUAAAAAUCAAAUCGAUUCAAACUGUGAUGCCCCAAAGUUUACACUGAUGAUCAACAAGUCUACGAUAAAGUUUUUUUUUUUUAUACGUUAUAAGAAUCAAAGAACGCAAAAUACGGAAUUUAUUUUUUUGUACAAAAAAGCAUGUACAUAUUCUUGCUCGCGGCACGCUUAUAUGUACAUAUAUUUUUGGAAAUUGUUUCUGUACAGCGAAAUCAUG